Messenger RNA from Stegostoma tigrinum, 2362 nucleotides. RefSeq names its product peroxisomal acyl-coenzyme A oxidase 2-like. The coding region runs from base 17 to 2044 and encodes 675 amino acids. The transcript is spliced from 14 exons. Gene Ontology annotation, cellular component: peroxisome. Gene Ontology annotation, biological process: very long-chain fatty acid metabolic process; fatty acid beta-oxidation using acyl-CoA oxidase; lipid homeostasis. The record is from RefSeq and is a predicted model, not a curated record. NCBI's taxonomy places the organism in Eukaryota, Metazoa, Chordata, Chondrichthyes, Orectolobiformes, Stegostomatidae. Gene Ontology annotation, molecular function: fatty acid binding; FAD binding.
CAGUUUGCGGAGAGGCAUGGCGGCGGGAGACCGGCGUAUGUCCGAAGUCCGGCCAGCGGUUAUCAACCCGGACAUUGCAGUCGAGAGAACGGCUCCGUCCUUCCAGGUGGAGAAGUUAGUGAGUCUGUUAGAUGGCGGCGCCGAACGCACUCGCAUCCGGAGAACGGUCGAGCAUGUCAUUAUCGCUGAUGCUGUAUUUAGUCAAGAAAAUCAGUAUUUCUUGACACAGCCUGAGCAGUAUGAGUUAGCUGUGAAAAAAGCUGUGCACCUGAGGCAGAAAAUGGAGGAUCUGGGAUGGACUGAUGAUGGACCUGAGAUGUGGUUUGCUUUUAGAAUCUUGGGAGGAAAUUUGGCUUUUGCAGUCCACAGUGGAGUGUUUAUACCAACCAUCACGGAACUGGGAACAGAUGCACAGAUUGCCAAGUGGGUUCCCUUGGCUAGGGAUUAUCAAAUUAUCGGAACCUAUGCUCAAACCGAACUUGGCCAUGGUAGCUAUCUUCAAGGACUAGAGACAACUGCAUCCUUUGAUCCUUCCAAUCAGGAUUUCAUCCUCAACUCACCAAAACCAUCAUCAAUAAAGUGGUGGCCUGGUGACUUGGGUAGUUCGGCAAAUCAUGCUGUAGUUCUCGCACAGCUGUACACCCAGGGGAAGUGCCAUGGGAUGCACGCUUUCAUUGUUCAGAUUCGCAGUCUGCUGGACCAUUCGGCUUUGCCAGGUGUCAAGAUUGGAGAUAUUGGCCCAAAGAUGGGCCUUGAACAUGUUGACAAUGGAUAUUUAAUGUUGCAAAACAUUCGCAUUCCCAAGGAUAAUAUGCUGAACAGAUAUAGUGAGAUUACUUCAGACGGUCGCUAUAUUAAAAAAGGAUCUGACAGAAUCAAUUACAUUGCUAUGGUAUUUACUCGAGUGAAGAUAAUAACUGAAGAAAUGGUGACUGCUCUUUCCAAAGCCUGUGUUAUUGCUAUUCGAUAUUCUGUGGUGAGACGCCAAUCAAAGUUAAAGCCUGGGGAAAUGGAAGCAAAAAUUCUAGAUUAUCAGACCCAGCAACAGAAGCUUCUUCCUCAGCUGGCAACAGCAUUUGCCUUUCAUUUCAUGGCCUCAUCAUUGGAUACCUUCUGCAACCAAGUGAAAGUACAGAUCAAAAGCAAGGGAGAUGCCUCAUCAUUGCCUGAGCUCCAUGCCUUGUCGGCAGGCCUAAAAGCUUUGAUAUCAGAUGCCUGCAGUGCUGGAGUCGAAGCGUGUCGCAGAGCUUGUGGCGGCCAUGGUUAUUCAAAACUGAGUGGCUUACCCUCUCUUUACAGUCGGGUGGUCGCCUCCUGUACCUAUGAAGGGGAAAACACUGUAUUGCAAUUGCAGACUGCACGGUUUCUAAUCAAGUGCCUUAACAAAAUAGAAUGUGGUGAGCCUUUGCCCCAGUCUGUCUCUUACCUAUAUGAACCGAUCACCCAUGAUUGUUCUGCAAAGGAAAAAAGCGAUUUCCUCAAGCCAUUCCUUUAUAUCGAGACGUACAAGCACAGGGCACACAGAUUGAUAAAGGAUGCAGGGAUCAAGUUGCAGUCUCUCCUUCAGUCUGGGGUUGAGCAACACGUUGCCUGGAAUAGCACUUCUGUACAGCUUGCAAGGGCUGCUGUUGCUCACUGUCAUUACAUUGUUGUGAAGAACUUUGUUGAGACACUGGAUGGAUUAAAGUUUGAGCCUGAAAUCCAGCAAGUGAUCAAAAUGUUGUGUGAUCUUUACGCAUUGACUGGCAUACUGGACAAUGCUGGGGAUUUCCUACAUGACGGCUACCUGACUGGAAAGCAGUUAGACUUGAUGACUGCCUGUCAACUGCAUCUUCUAUCCCUUGUCCGGAAGGAGGCUGUCUCGAUAGCUGAUGCAUUUGAUUAUCCUGACGAACAGCUGAAUUCUGCGAUUGGUACUUAUGACGGCCUUGCUUACCAACGCCUUUUCGAAUGGGCUCAGAAAGCCCCCACAAAUGCAAAGGUAAACCCUGCAUAUGAGAAAUAUCUGAAGCCUCGCUUUCGAUUAGCACAGUCCAAGCUAUAACUUUUUGGCUUUUUAAUUGUUUUAAUGGUCAAGACGAUGUUAACUGCAUGGAACGUAAAUUUCAGGAGUGAUUACAAGUGGCCACCGUGGCUCUUGACAGGCAGAUUCAUUCACAAAUAUAAUGCAAACAUCAGUAGUUGAACUAAGGUUCAAUUUGAUUUCUAAUGAAUAUUCUACUCAAAUGUCUAAUCUAUUAUACCAAUAAUUUCAGAAGGUUCAGAAUUUGAAUGCAUUCUCUUUGCUUCUACUUGCAACCAUUAAACAUUUUCCGUAUCCGUCAGCCUGAUCAGAUUUCGUUUAAUGUACUACAUGUUAACU